UGUUUUUUUCUGGCGCCGGAAGUGUGUAGGAGUCGCUUGCAUUUGGCGUUUCCUUGAAAAAGAGAAUGAAGGAAAAACAACUGUAGCCAAAGAGCAGUCUGCGACAAACACGAAGCAGCUGCACUGCGGCGACGGGAGGACCUGAACAUGAAUGCUUGGAAGAGGUAAUCAACCUGCAUUGCAUUUAAUCUAGUUCCGCUACCCAAGAAACGGUUUCCCCUCCCGAUCUCUGCCUCCCUGCCCGCCAUGGAGACCUGGAAACCGAACCCCCGGGCCAAGCCUUUCAUUCCCCGACAGCAGCGCAGCCUCUACCUCACCUGGAAAUACAAGCUCACCAACCAGAGAGCUGUUCGCAGAUUCUGCCAGACAGGCGCGGUGCUGUUCUUGCUGGCGAUGUAUGUAUUGCUUCUCUGUGUGCCCUUCCUUGCCCCUCAGACAGGCGCGGUGCUGUUCUUGCUGGUGAUGUAUGUAUUGCUUCUCUGUGUGCCCUUCCUUGCCCCUCAGACAGGCGCGGUGCUGUUCUUGCUGGCGAUGUAUGUAUUGCUUCUCUGUGUGCCCUUCCUUGCCCCUCAGACAGGCGCGGUGCUGUUCUUGCUGGCGAUGUAUGUAUUGCUUCUCUGUGUGCCCUUCCUUGCCCCUCAGACAGGCGCGGUGCUGUUCUUGCUGGUGACGGUGAUUGUGAACAUUAAGCUCAUUCUGGAUACGCGGAGAGCAGCGAUCGAGGAGGAGGCGGCUCAGGAGUACGAUGAGGCUCUGCCCAACAUGGAGACCCCUCGGAGACCACAGAGUGGGAGGAAGGUCCUGGAUAUCGAGGUCUAUUCCAGCCGCUCCAAGGUCUACGUGGCUGUGGACGGCACCACCGUUCUGGAGGAUGAGAUGCGAGAACAAGGAAGAGGGAUCCAUGUCAUCGUGCUCAACCAGGCGACCGGUCACGUGAUGGCGAAGCGUGUUUUUGAUACCUACUCGCCCCAUGAAGAUGAAGCGAUGGUCCUCUUUUUGAACAUGGUGACGCGUGGGAGGGUCCUGAUCUUCACUAUCAAGGAUGAGGGCUCCUUCCAUCUGAAAGAAGCAGCAAAGACCCUGCUGAAGGGGCUGGGCAGUCAGGUGUCCCUGUCGCUGAGCUGGAGAGACAUGUGGACCCUGGUGGUGAAGAAAGGAGGUCAAGUGUAUGGGGAGAAACACUCAAAGUCUCCAGCGCUGUCCACAUGGGGUGACCCAGUGUUGCUGAAGACAGAGGUGCAGUUAACAGCAUCUGAAGAUGCCGAGUGUCUCUGGUCCGAUACAGAGAUGAAUCGACGCAGGAAGAUUUUCUGCAGUAAGGUGGAGGGUUAUGGCAGUAUCUGCAGCUGCAAGGACCCCGCCCCCAUCGAAUUCAACCCAGACCCACUAGCAGAAAAUAACGUGUAUGAUGUUCCUGUGGCUGUUAUUGCUGGAAACAGACCCAACUACCUGUACAGAAUGCUGCGGUCCUUGCUGUCUGCCCAGGGAGUGAAUCCCCACAUGAUCACUGUAUUUAUAGAUGGAUACUAUGAGGAGCCUAUGGAUGUUGUGGAGCUCUUUGGUCUGAAGGGGGUUCAGCACACUCCAAUCAGCAUUAAAAAUGCCAGGGUGUCCCAGCACUACAAGGCCAGCCUGACUGCCACUUUCAACUUGCAUCCGGAUGCGCAGUUUGCAAUCGUCUUGGAGGAGGACCUGGAUAUCUCUGUUGACUUUUUUAGUUUUCUGAGUCAGACAGUUCAUUUGCUUGAAGAAGAUGAGAGCCUGUACUGUAUUUCAGCCUGGAAUGAUCAGGGCUAUGAGCACACCGCAGAGGACCCGGCCCUCCUAUACCGUGUGGAGAGCAUGCCUGGGCUGGGCUGGGUCCUAAAGAAGAGCCUUUACAAGGAUGAGCUGGAGCCCAAAUGGCCAACGCCAGAAAAGCUGUGGGACUGGGAUAUGUGGAUGCGAAUGCCUGAGCAGAGAAAGGACCGGGAGUGCAUCAUUCCUGAUGUGUCCAGAUCUUACCACUUCGGCAUUAUUGGUCUGAACAUGAACGGAUACUUCCAUGAAGUGUAUUUUAAGAAGCAUAAGUUGAACACAGUUCCUAAUGUUCAGUUCAAGAAGGUUGAUGGUUUGAAAAAGGAUGCCUAUGAGACAGAAAUUCAGAGGCUGCUAGGUGAAGCGGAGUUGCUGGAUCACAGUAAGAACCCGUGUGAGGACUCCUUCAUUCCAGACACGGAGGGCAAAACCUACAUCAUGUAUAUUAAAAUGGAACAAGAGGCUGACAGCACUACUUGGACUGAGCUGGCCAAGUGCCUCCAUGUCUGGGAUCUAGAUGUCCGAGGGAACCACAAAGGGCUGUGGCGUCUCUUCAGGAAGAAAAACCACAUUCUCGUUGUUGGAUCUCCUGUGUCUCCCUACUCAAUAAAGAAACCCGCACAGGUGACCCCAAUUCACUUGGAGCCCCCUCCGAAGGAGGAAGGAGCAGCUCCUGAACAGACGUGAUCUCCAGGUGUGACAUGACAGCCGCUGUGCAGCCACGACAACCAGUAACCCAGCCUGGCAACCAGCGCAGAGUCCGCUCAGAGCACGGGGCAAAAGGGAAUGAAAACCGUAUCGAUGGACUGCAACCUUUUUUAUUUAUUUACAUUUUAGAUGUCAGUCGAUACAAACAUUUUACAACAAGGGGUUUUCUUAAAACUUUUUAUUUCUUAAUGGCUGAUGUGUUUUUGUUGUUGUUGUUGUUGUUGUUGUUAAAAGUAUAUACUGGCGUACGUCUCCCUGUGGAAUCAAAGGAUAACUAGAAGGCUUAAAAGCAUAUAACAGAACUCAAUUUUCUGGUGGCCCUUUCUGGAGAGAUGGAUCCAUUGGUAUUCCAGUAUCUUAACCAUGGCAGAUGUGAAUUCUACUGCUCCUUAACUUUAUUAAUCCGGCUCGUGUAUUUCACCCAGGAGUGGUUUAUUGACCAAUUAACGUUACAGCAUAUACUAAAUAAAUGCAGGGAAAUGAGGUCUGCGAGCACGCACAUGUAUACAUUCAAGGGAGCCUGGGCACUGUUAAGCCAUGCAAAUAGAAGCCAUUGUGGGGCUGUUAUUUAAAGCUUCACUCUAGACUGUUCGCUCUGUAUUGUUCAGUGUGCUUCAGUUAGGGGUGGGGGUGCGCAGAAACCCCUACUCCACUUGGCUUUUCUACAUUGCUUUUCUGAAGUGUUCGACAGCAGUGUUAAUGUGUUGAUUUCAAAACUAGAAAAGCGCUCCUUCUUUCAAGACUUCAGUGGCGUACCAAUCUGUGCCAGUUAACCUGCACACUGAGUGUUUUAAAAGCCUCUUGGAAGAAUAUUGAAGAGCGCUGACAUUUGCACUGCCUGACUGGCAUACUGAGGGCAUAAACUCCCAAUGAAAAGUGUGUUUACGGCCUUGGCAUGACUGGUAGAGGCAUGAAUGAAAAUCCGCUACUGAUCUGACACCUAGCAGACUCUCCUCCAGGUGAUGUGCUGUCGUAUUUGAGUCGCAUUAGUUGUUCUGCAAUGGUGUGUUUUAUUUUUUUAAUUAUUUUUUUAAAUAUAAACCCAGACUAGCUCAUUAGCUACAGAAUAUUGUUUUCGUUUAGUUUUGUUGUAUAUAAACUGUAGGUUAUUUAACUCAACUGCCACCCUGUCACCUAUGAGGGACAGUUUCAGUGUGGCUUUAUUAACUUCAUAAAGGAGCAAAGCACAGGAUCAGUGAUAAACAGCCUGAAUUGCCUGGUUUUAUGAUCUGAUGUGUGUAAUAUAUAUUGUAAAUUUGAUUUUUUUUUUUUUUUUUUCUUAAUAACUUGUAUUCAUGGCACAUCAUUUAAUUUUGUGGAAAUUGUUUCUUUUUUGUUAAUGUUAAAGUUUUGGUAGUAGCUUGAAUCCAGUAGUUUUAUGUUUUACAUUAUUGCCUCAAACUAAUCAUGGUCCACUGCAUUUCAUAUUAACUGUUCAAUUUAUUUAUCCAGAAGUAUUUCCUGUUACUUUUUCUACUGUGAAGAAGACAAUUUAACUGUUGGAUAUUGAUGCAUUCAAUGGAGAAGGAAAUAAGAUUUCUAAGGACUUUUUGGCAUCAGAAACAUUGUGCAUAAAUAUAAUUUUCACAUCAAACCUAAAGCUUACAAAGAAACAAGCUUCAGUAGUAAUAGCUUGCUUUUCAUAAGUACAUCUUGUAUAUAGUCUCUUAAUCUGGGUUAUUUAGAUGGAUGGGUAGUAUAUUCUCAUACCCAAAGUAAACUGUAUCUGAGGGUGAAAUAUAUUGGGGAGUGUCUGCGCAUGUUUUCGUUGCAUGUUUUCGUUGUUCAAGUACAGGACUGUCACCUACCAUUUUGCCUGUGCUUUCUGUUUCCAUCACUGCAGUCUCAGAGCCAUUUGCAAUUGUACAGUUUUUAUAUGAAUUACUGUUGUCUACUGCAUCGAGUCAGCUUUUGUCGUCAUAAAUAAAAGUUGUUUUUUGUUUUUUUU
Messenger RNA from Polyodon spathula (Mississippi paddlefish), 4453 nucleotides. RefSeq names its product protein O-linked-mannose beta-1,2-N-acetylglucosaminyltransferase 1-like. The transcript has 22 exons. The coding region runs from base 247 to 2484 and encodes 745 amino acids. Gene Ontology annotation, biological process: protein O-linked glycosylation via N-acetylgalactosamine. NCBI's taxonomy places the organism in Eukaryota, Metazoa, Chordata, Actinopteri, Acipenseriformes, Polyodontidae. Gene Ontology annotation, cellular component: Golgi membrane. The record is from RefSeq and is a predicted model, not a curated record. Gene Ontology annotation, molecular function: beta-1,3-galactosyl-O-glycosyl-glycoprotein beta-1,3-N-acetylglucosaminyltransferase activity.